AUGGAUACCAAAAGCAUUGCAAUCUCAACUCUUGUGUUGAGGAUCUUUGUUCUACUGUCUUUGAUUGCUUCUGCGGUGGUGCUUGUUCUCGACAACUACACUCUUAGUGAUGAUAUCCAAUUUUCUUUCCAACAAGUCAUUGCCUACAGGUAUAUGCUGGCCACAGCAGUUAUUGGAGCAGCCUAUUCGAUAGUGCAGCUUCCAUUUGCGAUAUAUUAUGCGUCCACAGAAAAGCAAUUGAUACGAAACGAUUUCUUGCCCCAGUUUGACUUCUUUGCUGACAAGAUAAUGAGCUUGCUGCUAGCUUCAGGAGUGGGAGCAGGUUAUGGAGUAAGUUUUGAGUUAAAAAGGUUUGUGAAUGCUGCGAUUGAUGCACUAGAAUUUUUUGGAGCUGGUGAUUUAUCAGAGCAGAGAUCUAAGGACCAACAAUUCUUAAAUAAAGGGAUUAUUGCCACUUCAAUUCUUCUUCUUGGAUGCAUUUUAAUGAUUAUAGUUUCUCUGCUUUCUUCCAUCAAUCGAAGUAGGAAAUAA
Messenger RNA from Ziziphus jujuba (common jujube), 531 nucleotides. RefSeq names its product CASP-like protein 4D1. The coding region runs from base 1 to 531 and encodes 176 amino acids. Lineage: Eukaryota; Viridiplantae; Streptophyta; Magnoliopsida; Rosales; Rhamnaceae. The record is from RefSeq and is a predicted model, not a curated record. The transcript has 3 exons.